Molecule: messenger RNA, 2982 nt
Organism: Plutella xylostella (diamondback moth)
Lineage: Eukaryota; Metazoa; Arthropoda; Insecta; Lepidoptera; Plutellidae
Source: RefSeq, a predicted model, not a curated record
AAAAAAAACUCAAUUUGACAGAUUCUCUUGUGCAGCUGAUUCUUGAUUUUUGUAAAAUUGGCCGAAAUUGAACAAAAGGAUACAUAUUUUCUUAUUUUUUACGAAAAAUCGAUAACUUGCACCCAUGUGAUGAUAGUUAACUAUCCGCCGGCAGCAUCACUUUGACUGAAACGACCAAUCUGCAUCCAAUAUUCAUACAGGGCGGGCCAUGCAAUCAGCAUGCGAGUCGGGCGCGGUGUGGGCGGCGCUGGAGGGAGCAGCAUCGGGGGCUCUCCCUGCACUCUACAGUGCCGUCCGCGAGUCCUGGCUCACCCGCGGCCUGCUCCAGUACCACGCGCGCACCGGCAGCGCCCGCGCCCUGGACGUGCUGGCGAGAGCGCCGGACCUGCAUGCGAAGUUACUGCUCGAUGCGAUUAAUGAAGAGCUGUGUUCGGAGAGGCAGAACAGGCAUCGUGCCCUGGCGUCGUUGGCGCCGCUCGCGGCUAGACGGCCGGCGUGGCUGCACAGACUAGCAGCGCACCCGGCAGCGCGGGCCCUAACCCGCGCAGCCCGGGGGGAGCGCGACACGACAGCCCGUCUACACGCGCUGCUGGCGCUAGCCGCGCUCGCUGCGCACGAGCCCGCCGCCGCCGCGCCGCUGCUGCCCGAGCUGGCUGACGCGCUGCUCCGCGCUGCAGCCGCCCAGGAGCCGCAUUUACAGCUAGCAGCCCACGCGUUGUUCCACGCGCUCUACGCCUCCCAACCCGUGACCCUGCUCGAAGCUCUCCGCUCAGAGUACAGCGCGCGCGACCAGCCGGCGCGGGAGCGGUUGCAGCGAGUGUUGCCGCCGCUGCUGCGGGCGUCCCGGCUGCACCCGCUGUUGGUGUUGCAUGUGUCGCCAAGAGCUGUUGGGGAUGGCAGGCGAUACGAGCUAGAGUCCCCGCGCAACGAGGAGUCCCCGGCGCCCGUGCCGCCUGCGCCCCUCCCCCCGUCCCCCGCGCCCCCCGGCGCUGCCGUCACCGCGUCCCGCGCCCUAGCCGCCCUGCGCCCCCCGACAGACCCCUGGUUUCCCCUGACAGAGCGCUGCGGGGCCGACAGCGCACCACACACGCCAUUACCCCCCGAGGCUACAGGCGAGGGAGGAUCACCCCCCGAAGCAGCGGUGGAAGCCACUCCAGAGAACACUCCGGCUAAGGAAUCCAGGGCUCAUUUCACCUUCCCGGCAGAGUCUGGGGCAGCCAGAGCGUUGGGAAGGCUGUCCCAGCCGCCGUCUCCGCUCAGAAAAGAAAGCUCGCCCGGCCCUGGAUUGCAGUUUUCUUCAGGCACUAAUGAGGGGUAUUCGGGGAGAUUAGCCCGAGUAGUGCUAGAACGGGCUAGGGCGGCCCCGGACUCGCCUAUACCUUUCGGAGGCGCCCCGCCCGCCGCCGCCGCGCGCCCCGAACCUAGAAACGCUGAACCGGAAGAACCAUUAAACGUUGAAGACCGUGAGGUUCUAGAACUAACAUCUCGCAGUGACGACGCAUGGCCAGAGUUAUCUAUGCCGGUGGUGCUGGCCCCCGCGCGCCGCCCCCCGCCCCCGCGCCGCGCCCCGGCCCCGCCCCCGCGCCGCCCCGCCUCCUGCCCCCCCGCGCCCCCCGCCCGCGCCCACGACGCUGCGGUUCAAACCGUGGAGACCGCCCCGGAGCCCUACGAGUUUAUAAUACAGGACUACUUCAAGGCGAUCAAUGAGGAGCAGGCGAAAGAGCGCCUAGAAAACGGCAUAACCCCGGACGGCGUCCGCCCCUCGGCCCGAUUAGACGCUUACCUCGCGCGCCUCUACUCGGGGGCUCCGGGGGCGGGGGCGGGGGGCGCGGGGGGCGAGCUGGCGGAGGCGCUGGCGCUCACGCACGCGGCGUUGAUGUUUGAGAGGUGGCGGAGAGAAGCGCACGCGGAGAGGUGUAGGCGGCUGUUGGGGAGGUGUCGACAGGCGCGAGCCCUAGAGCUCAACAACUCAGCCCUUCGCGACCGGGUCCGCGGCCUCCAACGCGAAUUAGACUCGUGUCGAGCGCGCGCCCGCCCGCCUCCCGCGCCCCCCGCCGCGCCCAACGACGAGCUGGUGGCCCGGCUGACGGCACAGUUAGCUAAUGAGACACUGGCACGGGAGCAGGCUGAGGCUAAGCUAAAAGAGGUAGAAGACCUCCGUCUAACCGAGGCGGCCGAGCUCCGCUCGCUGCGAGGCGCGGCGUGGGAGGCGGCGCGGCGCGUGGAGGCGCUGGCGGCGGCGGCGGCGGCGGCCGAGCGGCGCGCCGAGCACGUGCGCCGGAUGCGGCGGGAGCUGCUUGUACUGCAUGAGCGGGAUGAGAUGUUGCGACAGUCGGCAGUGACAUCCCACUCGGCGUGCUCAGCGGCAGAAGCGGCGGCGGCGCGCGCGGCGCGGGCCGAGGCAGCCGCGGCGCGGAGCGAGGCCGAGGCAGCCGCCGCCCGCGCCGAGGCAGCCAUCGCGAGGCAACACGACCUCGAACAGGCGCUGCAAGCCAAGGACAACACCUGCCAGGAACUGAGGAAAACAAUUGCUUACGCCGCCGAAGAACACACGGCGAGGCUAGCGGCCUUACAAGACAAAUAUAGAGCGUUAAUGCACGUGCAGAGGCGAAUGGAGUCGCGGAGGCUGGAGACGAUGGCCGGCGCCCCCGCCCCCCUCACCUCCCCGCACUCCUCCCCUCUGUCGUCCUCACUAGCUUCAGCGGAGGGAGUGCUAGCGUCCAGACCAGCUCUAGCCGACUGCAGCAGACUCAGGCACCUGUUGGAAGACGACGACCCCGCCACCAACCACCGCUGACCCCGCCCCACCCUCAGACUGUGCUGCACUCCGUAAUCGACCCUCUCAGGGUCGAAUCUAGUCUGAGCUGUGUGUCUCGUGUGUGGAUACGUUCGCUGUUAAUCACGCAUGCAUUCGAUGUAUAAGCUAAUUGUGCAAUGUACGCUACUGAAUAUUAUAUUACAAUGGAUAUUUUUGAAAUGGUU